Molecule: messenger RNA, 1193 nt
Organism: Panicum virgatum (switchgrass)
Lineage: Eukaryota; Viridiplantae; Streptophyta; Magnoliopsida; Poales; Poaceae
Exons: 3
Coding region: 286-609 (107 amino acids)
Source: RefSeq, a predicted model, not a curated record
GCCCGGCCGCCCCCUUCCCCCGCGUCAAGCUCCCUCCUCUCUCCCUCCCCCCUCAGAUCUGCGUGCAGCUCCCCAAAGUAAAGCAGUGGCGUGCCUCGUGCUAUCCAUUGGCCCCAGGCGGCUGACGCUGCUCCUCAGAUUUGCCCGCCGCUGUGAGGAGAUGGCGACCACGGCUACUGGGCGAGCGAACGGCGACCACGGCUGCUGGGCGAGCGGACGGCGGCCACGGCUGCUCGGUGACAGAAUGGCGACCAAGGCUGCGCGGAGCGGAGGAAGCUGUAGGUGAUGCUAGAUUCGCUCUCAGGGGACUGCCCGCCGCUGCCGACGCCGGAGCGCCCGGCCUCCGCCUCCAACUGCGGCAGGGCCCCCUCCUCACCUCCCUCACCCCCUUCCUGGCGGUUCCUAGAUGUAGCACCAAGCAUGGCUCCCAUUGAAGAUACAACAUUGGCGGCCAUUGCAGACCCAGGCUCCAGGAGCAAAGAGUAUAUUCGUGAUGCAAGCAACAUGUUCGACCGAAUGCUAGAAAGGUGUGGCAGGGGCAUUUGGUGGUUUAGACCCAGGGUCAGGUCAAGUCCAUCUCAAUUCUCUUACCUGAUUGUUACUGUUUAAGAACGAUACUAUGUUAAUAGAGUGAAAUAUUAAAUAUGCAAGUUGUAGUACUACUGUUCACCUGCUGGCCUAUAUUGCUAUAUGCAGAAUGAGCUACUAAUGUCAUAUUGAUUACAUUAUGCUAUUCUAUGAUAUUUUUAUUGUGUUUGAUAACAAAUAAUAGGUCAUCCAAGCUCCUGAAGGAUUUGCAUUGAGAAAUUGAAACUGCUAUGAGUGAUUUUGGUUCUUGUAUAAUCUUUUUCGUUUAGUGCCUACUUCCUAGUGUUUAUGUCAAUGUUACCGUAAUACUUUUCUAUUAAUUAAGAUUGGUUUUUGGUUGAGAAAAGUAAUGCAUCAGUUGUACUCACCAUGUGUGCUAUAUCAUGUGCAGGUAUGCAAUUAAAAGCUGAGAAGGAUGCAAAAUUUGAGCUCGUGCUUGAAACAUGGGUUCGCUUGAAGCUACUUUUUGGCAGUAUUGUCAGAUUUUGUGCUAGAUUAACUACACUUAAACUUAUUUUUUGCUGGAUCAAAAAACUUUGAUGUUGUAUGUAUGUGAUGAGAUGUUGGAUCAGAAUUUAUCUAUAUAUAUGAGCUGGUUUAUAUCA